Messenger RNA from Rotaria sp. Silwood1, 675 nucleotides. Lineage: Eukaryota; Metazoa; Rotifera; Eurotatoria; Philodinida; Philodinidae. The record is from the annotation of a GenBank genome assembly.
AUGGAUAAUCAUAAAUUAUUUGUUGGUAAUAUGGCAGCACGUAUAACACAACGUGAUCUUUGGCGAUUUUUUUCAUCAUAUGGUCUUAUCGAUGAAUGUGCUAAAUUUCAUGAAUCUUAUGCAUUUAUACGUUUUGUUCAUGCUGAUGAUGCACAACGAGCACGUCAAGAAACACAUGGAGCUAUGUUAAAAGGACGAAAACUUAAAGUUGAAUUUGCUGCAAACGUACAUAAAAAUAAUUCAUCAUCAUCAAGGAAUCAACAAAAAUAUUUAUAUAUUGAACCAUUACGUCGAACUGUAAAUACGCCGUCACCAACAAUAUCAUCACCAAUAAUAAUCGAUAAUAAAAAAAUACAUAAUAGAAUAUUCUCUACAAAUUUAUCGAAUAAUGAAGAAUUUCUUACACCUGAUUUAUUACGUUUGGCUGGAAUUCAAUCAUCAACACCAGAUAAUGGUUAUGAAACAAAUUCUUCAUCAAUAUUGAACAGUAAUUGUGAUUCACGUUUUUUUCCUCUUUCAAUUCAUCAACAUAAUGUUUAUUCAAAUGUCUUAUCGAAUCAAAGCAAUCGCCAAAAUGAAGAUAUUCAUUUAAUAUCAUUAGAUUUUGCUCGUAUACGUUUAUUUUCCGAUGUAUCGUCCGGAUUUGGUGAUGAUUCAAAUUCAUUUAUCGAAUAA